AUGUGGGACAGCUUCAAAACUGGCACUGGCCCCAGCAUUCACCAGCUGCCACCUCGAGAGCUCAAAAAUCGACCAUUCCUCCAAACUCAACUCAAAAACCAAAACCAAAACCAGGGUCCAAUGCAUACGCAGGCACUGCCACAAAAUCGAUCCACCACCAGCAUCAACAGCUUCCGAAGCUCAAACAAGUCACGCGACGGCAGUGGCAGCAACAGCAGCAACUACAAUUACGACCCCCAAGCACACAUCAAAGACGAUUUCGAAAACAGACUCAACGGUCUCGGCAUUCAAAACGGUCCUUUCAGAUACGAAAUCCGCCGCGGCAAGACAGUUCGACAGCCAUACAACUCAGGUCCACCUCGUCUCUCCCCUGUUCUUGGAUCUGACGAUAUCCGAACGAAAGCUCCUCCCCGAAACCCUCGACGACUGCAAGGCGAGGACGAUUCUCCCUGGCGACCUGCCUCAUCUGUUUACGACGAUACCGACGACGACCGAAGCAGUCGCCAUUCCCGCCACUUGGACAUUGAAAGAAUUCCUCGUUCCAAGGUGCCUGCCAAAGACAUGUACGGUCGUCCUACAGGUCUUGAGAUCUCGCCUCCUAGCUCUCCCGAGUUUGAAGCUACAAAAUACGGGCCACACUCUCAAGAUGUCUCACCAAUCGAUGAGGCUGCAAGUCUAUCCCAGCUGGAUCUGCUAGGAGAUCGCCGGCUUACACCCAGUCAAUCGCAAACAAACAUGCGCAGCCAGAUACCGACUAUGCGUCGUGAUUACCCUACAAGUCCUGGUCAACCAUCACCACUACGAUCAGCCAGAUCAACCGACCAACUUGCAGACUCUAUCACCCCAUGGGAAACCGCGCAACCAACGUCUCAGUCGCCCGAUAACGCCCUGCAAACAUUCGGACUUACAACUAUCGUCACUGGACCGCAGCACACUUCUUCAGGCAAUCCGUCUCCCUCACUCGGACAGCGAAUUCGGAAAUUUGCCAGAGUGAAGCCUGAGUCUAUCGAGAAUAGACCACCAUGGAAUGGAGCAAGCGGCCGUGCGCCUAUGGUCGAGCCUGUGCGGGACGAUCUAUCUGUCGCACCUUUAAGUUUGCAGCGCAGGGUCAGCAAGCGUGUUGGGCUGGGUGGUGGCCCGUCUCCUGAAACCCCUAGUGGUAAUCCUGGAACAGGACGACAGUUCAUGCCUUCACGGUCCACUCAAAAGUCCAAGGACGCUUAUAAAACACCAUCUCCCGAAACUGCUCCUCACUCAUACCCCAGCCCGCCCAAUACCGGUUCUCCUCCGUCUCAGCCUACAAUGCCGCACGCCGCAAAGCCCAUGCUCAAUCCUAACAUGGUACCGGACCAGCUCAAAGCCGUCAAGAGAAAACCGUCACCCUCAACUCACAACCCUCACACUUCCUGGUCAAGUUCCGUCUACUCCGCUAUAACCGAAGAUACGAUCCUUGGCCGCAAAUCACUUCUCAACUCUAUUGAACCAACCAGUCUUACCGCACCCGAAGAUCCUUGGGCACAGCCCGCAUCGCGUUUCAGCGUAACGACGUGCAACACUGCUGCUCCUAAUACGCCUCAUCUGUCAGAUAACGGAGAUCGACCUUCUUCGCCAGAUACACCAAAGCAAGCCCCGUCAGUGAUGGAUCGUAGGAGACCAGUUCCAGGCGGAGAUAACUUUAGGAGGGCUUCGAAUGUACCGAUCCUCAUCUCAAUGAAGUCAGCCGAGGCAUUGAGAACACGCGAGCGUCCUGAGUCCAUUAUUUCCACCGACAAGGCGCUCCCACCAGCACCACCGGAGUUGCAGUCGGCAAAUGAUCGUGUAGCGUACCUUACCGCUCGACUCGAUAGUUUAGCGCACCGUCGCAACAACAUCAACCGAAGCAUCAAGCAGAUGACGGAGUUGAUGCCCACCGACAGGAUUCUAGCAAGCUCAGACGUGAUACGCAGACGCGAGAAUGAGAAGAAGAAGGUUGAAGGACUCAAGGAAGAGUUGUCAGAGAUCCAAAGAGAGGAGCAUGACUUGGGAUUGAAACUCUAUCGAGCCAACAAGCGUCUUGAAAGGGAGGCUGCGUUCGAACCCUCUUCCCUCUGGGUUAGACGCGUGACAUCAACGUAA
Fusarium sp. VM40 is the source of this 2115-nucleotide messenger RNA. The record is from the annotation of a GenBank genome assembly. Lineage: Eukaryota; Fungi; Ascomycota; Sordariomycetes; Hypocreales; Nectriaceae.